Molecule: messenger RNA, 818 nt
Organism: Soboliphyme baturini
Lineage: Eukaryota; Metazoa; Nematoda; Enoplea; Dioctophymatida; Soboliphymatidae
Source: the annotation of a GenBank genome assembly
UUGCUUUUAGGGGACGCAAACGAAUUUUUAUCUUGGCUUCUAAAUGCGUUGCAUGUUUCCCUGAACGGCAAGAAAAGCACUAAGUCGAGCGUUAUUUAUCGAACGUUUCGUGGACACAUGCGAUCAUAUAAGCGAAAAGUGCUUCCGGUGGAUGCGGAUGAUGACGAGAGGACCAGACUCUUGCUGACAGAGGAAUACAAAGAAAUAAUGCAGGAGCAGCCGUUUUUGCAUCUAACAUUGGAUCUGCCACCAGCCCCGCUUUACCGAGACGAGUUCAUGCAAAACAUCAUUCCUCAAGUGCCCCUGGCCAAUCUUUUAGCGAAGUUCAGUGGAUUAACCGAGAAAGAGUACAAAACUUACAACGAGAAUAUCAUGAAGAGAUUCGAAAUCAUUAAAUUACCGUCGUUUCUGAUCAUGUUCGUUAAGCGGUUUACGAAAAAUCAUUGGUAUGUCGAGAAGAACCCUACGAUAAUCAAUUUCCCAAUUAAAAACGUAGAUCUGUACGAUUGCCUGGCGGAAGAUGCUAAGCCGCUUCAUCCAUACACGACCUACGACCUCAUCGCAAACGUGGUUCAUGACGGAAAACCGACCCCUGGCGAAGGAUCCUACCGCAUUCAAGUUCUACAUAAGGGCACCGGAAAGUGGUUCGAGCUUGAAGACCUUCACGUAAAGGAGAUUUUACCUCAGAUGAUAACGCUGACGGAAUCUUACAUUCAGUUUUGGGAGCUGAACAAGCAGAAAACGCGGAGACAGAGAACGGAGGAGGAGGACGUAAUUUUCGCUUCAGACAUGGAAACGACGAACGGUAGUAACUGAAA